This is a messenger RNA of Linum trigynum, 3327 nucleotides long. The record is from the annotation of a GenBank genome assembly. Lineage: Eukaryota; Viridiplantae; Streptophyta; Magnoliopsida; Malpighiales; Linaceae.
AUGGAGGCCUUAAAGGAGGACAUGGCGGGAACCGAGAUUACGACUUCCGCGGCAUCCUUUCAGAGAUUCAUGGAUUCGCAGAAGGAUCUUUUUCAUAGUCAGGUCGAUCAACUUCAGAGAAUCGUCGUUACUCAGUGCCAGCUCACUGGUGUCAAUCCUCUUUCUCAAGAGAUGGCCGCUGGUGCGCUUUCAAUUAAAAUUGGUAAAAGACCUAGAGAUUUGCUAAAUCCAAAAGCCAUAAAGUACAUGCAAGCAGUUUUCUCUAUCAAAGAUGCGAUCACGAAGAAGGAAUCUCGUGAAAUUAGUGCUCAAUUUGGCAUAACAGUGACGAAGGUUCGUGAGUUUUUUACCAGCCAACGUUCCCGCGUAAGGAGACUGGUCAGGCUUGUGAGGGAAAAGGGCAUUCGAGAUAUUGCAGUUAGAGAAGCUUCAAAUAACAUCCAAAUGAAUGGCGACUCUACCAGAUUUAAUUCAGUGCCAUUAAACUCAAUUAUCCAUGAUCCAGUUCCUGUAAGCUCAAUUGGCUCAGCUACAGUUAUCUCAAGCUCUGUGGGCCUUCAUACAGUCCCCUUACAUUUCAAUGGUCCUAACCCAGUCCCUCUGACUUCCGCCCACUCCGAUACUGUCCCAUUAGCUUCUGUGGGAUCUGACCAUGUUCCAUUGAACUAUCUCGCACCGGAUUCAUCUCCGUUGAUGGUUGCUGGACCUUCCGAUCUGGAAGGAGGACCAUCUUUCUCAAAACAGGAAGAUAUAUUGCCUGGUUUAGAUGACUCAGAAAAGCAUUUUGUUGAAAAUAUUUUUGGUUUGUUGAAGAGAGAGGAGACGUUUGGUGGGCAGGUCAAACUGUUGGAAUGGGUCUUGCAAAUCCAGAAUCUCACAGUACUAAAUUGGUUCUUAAGCAAAGGUGGUGUGAUGAUUCUGGCGACGUGGCUGACUCUAGCGGCUGCUGAAGAACAAACAAGCGUUCUGCUUGUUGCCCUUAGGGUUCUCUUGCACUUGCCUUUGCAUAAUGCUUGCCCUGAACAUAUGUCAGCCGUCCUGCAUAGUGUAAAUACUUUGCGGUUUUACAGGACAUCAGACAUAUCGAACAGGGCAAGGAUUUUGUUGUCGAAGUGGACCAAAAUGUUUGCCCGAAGUCAGUCUGCAAAAAAACCUAAUGGCAUUGGGUCUUCCACUGAUGCCCAGGAUAUGAUACUGAAGAGAAGCAUUGAUGAAAUUAUGAGCAACGAAUUUUGGCAUCCUGAUAUUGGCUAUGCUGAAGGUACACUUGCUCUUCCCUCUGAUCAUUUGGAGAAUGUCAGGAAAAUGGAGUCUUCACAAACAAUGAAGCUAUUGCCUGCUUCCACCGAAGAUGCGAGCAGGAAGCACAUCUUAGGUGGAUCUCCAUCUCAUGCCAGAGAGCGUAGAAAAGUUCAGCUUGUUGAGCAGCCUGGCCAGAAAGCAUCAGCUUCCAGAACGCUUCAGGGAGCAAAAGCUUUAUCAUUUAGUCAAGGCCGCCCAAUGUCUGCAGAUGAUAUCCAAAAGGCAAAACUGCGUGCCUUAUACAUGCAGAGCAAGCAUGGCAGGAAGUCUAGUUUACCCAAUGGAAGCAACAGCAUGAAUAACGAAGCAGUUAACAAAGGGCAGGGUGUUUUGUUGGGCAACUCUUCUCAAGUUUCCAAGGUUGUGGUCGAACCAAAGGAUGAAGAACUCAAGGAACCUGUCUUAACUGCGGUAAAAGUUACUGAUAGGGGUGAAGAUCACCACCAUGCUACUGAGGCAAAAAUGGAAUUAAAGGUAUCUAUACAAAAAUUGGAAUCAGAGGUACCUGUAACAGAAAAGGAACCGAAGGUACCUGUAGAAAAAGUGGAAUCAAAGGUGCCAGUUGGGCAGUUACACUCCAGGAUCCAGAUCCCAUGGCAGUCACCACCAGAGGUGAGACUCAACCUUCUUUGGCGUGUUGGCACUGGUGAGUUCAGCAAAGAAGUAGAGGUCCAGAAAAACAGGAAUCGCAGAGAGAUGGAAACCAUCUAUAGGGUCUCUAAGGAGAUACCAUCUAAUCCCAAGGAACCGUGGGACCUCGACAUGGACUAUGACGACUCACUGACCCCUGAAAUUCCAAUUGAACAGCAGCCUGAUGCAGCAGAUGGUACAGAGAAGACAGAGGUACCCGAUGAUAACAAACCGAAGAAAUCCGUGGCUGCAUCGUCAUCGUCCUCUCCAGCUGGUCCCACCAUUGUAGCCCAAAAUGGUGAUGAUGGUGGGCCUGCAGCAGAGCCAGACCUCGAGCUGCUUGCUGUUCUCCUCAAGAAUCCGCAACUGGUUUUCGCGCUGACAUCUGGGCAGGCGGGCAAUUUAUCAAAUGAUGAAACUAUGAGGUUGCUAGAUAUGAUUAAGAGCGGUGGCAGCGGCAUAGUAGGUAGUAGUAGUAGUAGUAGUAGCGUAAAUGAGUCGGGUGGUGGAAAAGUUGAACGAGCGGAGGUGGUCGAAGUAUCUCUCCCGUCGCCGACUCCUUCGUCAAGCAAUCCUAGAACGAGUGGAUGGAAGCCAGAAGUUGCCAAGAACCCAUUUUCACAGCAAAAUCACAGAGGAAGAGCAGCUGCUUAUCUCGAUACAACCAUCGUCACCAGUUCGGUGCUUCCAGACACUCUAGCCUCCACCAGUAACAUGAGAAGCUUACCACUAGAGCUUCCCAAUGUGCCAUUGCAACCCUCUCAUCAUCAUCAUCAGCAGCAGCAGCAGCAGCAGCAAUACCUCCGUCAUCACCAAAGUCUACCAACUUAUCCCGAGCUACAGACACCAGGUGGCAGCGCAUCCUUUGUCUCCAUAGGAGAGGGGCCACAGGUUCGAUUUCAGCAGCAGCGGCAGACUUUCCUUAGCGAAUCAUCUCCCCAAGUGUCGUCGUCAUACUUAUCGUCUAGGCCAGGGAAUGUGAAUGUAGGACGCGUCCCUGCUGCCCAGGAUUCCUGGAUAGCCAGGCAGGGUGUUGGUGCAGCAGUAGGGUCCAACUCGUAUUCUAAUGUAAAUCAUCAGAGUGUAUACAGUGGAACUAGUAUGUCGGUGUAUAGGAGAAACGAAGAGCAUUACAGAGGGGAAGGGUUCGAGUCGUGGAGUCCGGAGAAUAGCCCUAGUCGUAGUAGGUCUCCUGGUGAACAAAUGGUUAUGGGCAGGGGAGGAGGAGGAGGGUAUGUAUUAGGAGGAGGCAGAAGGGCGGCAGGAGGGUAUCGAGACACCGGAAUCCACGAUAACCAUCGGCAAACUGCGAGACCCAGGAAUCCAUCCAGUUCUUCUUCUGGGUAUCGAGACCCUAACGACAACAGCAGGGUAGGAAAUGGAAGGUGGCGAUGA